Momordica charantia (bitter melon) is the source of this 2310-nucleotide messenger RNA. Its product is annotated as AGC (cAMP-dependent, cGMP-dependent and protein kinase C) kinase family protein. Gene Ontology annotation, biological process: protein phosphorylation. Gene Ontology annotation, molecular function: protein serine/threonine kinase activity; ATP binding. NCBI's taxonomy places the organism in Eukaryota, Viridiplantae, Streptophyta, Magnoliopsida, Cucurbitales, Cucurbitaceae. The record is from RefSeq and is a predicted model, not a curated record.
CAAUUUUUCCAUUGUAAAAGAACUGGGAAGAACGAAUCGCGAUUUCCCACAUGUCAGGUGGACAAAUGGAUGUCAAAGGAACAAAAAAUUCGUCAGCUCUGUUAUUUUUUGAGGUCUCAUUCUCCUCCGCUUCGUUAAAAUUUCACCACCCACGCACCAAAACCGAAAGUUUAGAGAAACCGAGAGAGAAAUAGCUAGCUGGGUUUCAUUGAUUUUGGCGAGCAGAUUCUGAACCAAGCCAAAAAGGCAUAUGGAGAAUCUUCAGGAGGUUGAAGAAGACGGGGAGGGACCCGCCGCCGUGGAGGAUGAAGAAGUGGAAAUCGGAAUCGUGGGUUCCAGCUUGACUCUGGAGAAAGUCGCCGCGGCCAAACAGUACAUCGAGAACCAUUACAAGGCUCAAAAGAAGCACAUUCAAGAGCGCAAGGAGAGGCGCUCUGUGCUAGAAAAGAAGUUGGCAUCUUCAGAUGUCUCAGAAGAAGAACAAAUUAAUCUUUUGAAGGACUUGGAGCGCACGGAGACUCAUUACAUGAGGCUGAAAAGGCAUAAAAUUUGUGUUGAAGAUUUCGACCUUUUGACAAUAAUCGGGCGAGGUGCUUUUGGGGAGGUCAGACUUUGUCGGGAGAAGAAAACAGGCACUAUAUAUGCCAUGAAGAAGCUGAGGAAAUCAGAAAUGCUCAGCAGAGGACAGGUCGAACAUGUCCGAGCUGAAAGGAAUUUACUUGCAGAAGUUGCGAGUCACUGCAUUGUGAAACUCUAUUAUUCCUUCCAAGAUACCGAAUACUUGUAUCUGAUUAUGGAGUAUCUUCCUGGAGGUGACAUGAUGACUUUACUGAUAAGGGAGGAAACUUUGACAGAAACCGUGGCUAGAUUUUACGUGGCCCAAAGUGUUCUGGCAAUAGAGUCAAUUCAUAAACAUAACUACAUCCACAGAGACAUAAAACCUGAUAACCUUCUGCUGGACAAAAGGGGUCAUAUGAAGCUCUCUGAUUUUGGUCUUUGCAAGCCUCUUGACUGCACAAAUCUGUCUGCUAUAAAUGAAAAUGAAGUCCUUGAUGAUGAUAGCUUGCACGAUACAGUCGACGUGGAUGAGAGCUUCCCAGGUAAAAAAAGCGGGAGGCGCUGGAAGAGCCCUCUUGAACAACUUCAGCACUGGCAGAUUAACAGAAGGAAACUGGCAUUUUCCACGGUUGGCACUCCAGAUUACAUAGCUCCAGAAGUGUUGCUAAAAAAAGGAUACGGUGUGGAAUGUGACUGGUGGUCUCUUGGUGCAAUAAUGUAUGAAAUGCUUGUUGGUUAUCCACCAUUUUAUUCUGAUGAUCCAGUAACAACAUGCCGAAAGAUUGUACAUUGGAAAAAUCACUUAAAAUUCCCCGAUGAGAUAAGAUUAACACCUGAAGCAAAAGAUUUGAUCAGUAGGCUGCUUUGUGAUGCCGAGCAUAGGCUCGGUACUGGAGGUGCAGACCAAAUCAAGGCUCACCCUUGGUUCAAAGAUACCGUCUGGGACAAUCUCUAUGAAAUUGAUGCAGCAUUUAAGCCCGAGGUCAAUGGGGAACUUGAUACGCAAAAUUUUAUGCAAUUUGAUGAGGUUGAUCCACCACCGACUAGAAGCGGAUCUGGACCGAUAAGGAAGAUGAUGUUGACUCCCAAGGAUCUUAGUUUUGUUGGUUAUACAUACAAAAACUUUGAAGCUGUCAAAGGUUUACACCAUUCAUUUGAUUUGAAGUCGAGCACCGGCCCGACACGGACUUCCUCUGUCGACUCUACUCAGAGUGACUCAGCAUUGAACUACUCCACCACCUGCUCAACAGAUGACAGGGAAGCAGCCAUACUGGCAUCAUCAGGGGAUGCUUUGUCACAGUAAAAAUGCUAAAGAGAGACCUGUCUGAAGAAGAUGGUGGCCAAGCACCUGCUUAUUUUUCAGCCAGGUGGUGCCUGUGAGCAAAGGAAUUUCCAAGUUCCAAAUUGUUUUUGCAGAGUUCAUGUACAGCGUUUUGGUUUAGGAACUCAACAUCCUCCCUCCCCCCCUCCAUGUGAGACUGAGUUCUCUCUUCUGAGGCAUUGACUGCCCAGGUUGGCUCAUAAAACUACCCUUCUCUUGCGGCAGUUUCUGGUCCCUUCUUCUUCUUCUUCUUCUUCUUCUUCUUGAUUGAUAUCCAUGAAGCUGUGCUCAGAGCUUUUGGUGUCUCUCAAGUGUCAUUUUCAAUAUUCAUUUUUUGACGUGUUGCUCACAAAAUUCCUUGCUACAUUGGAAAAACAAGUGCUUUUUUAUUUAUCCAAUCAGGCUGAAUAUAUAAUUUUGUCUCUAAUGUA